CAACACCCAGGAUGCAGACGUUGGCAAAUCCACACUGCAUGCGUAAUAUAAAGCACUAUGGCUUCCACACGAUGUGUUGCACUUACUUCAUUUAUUUUCAUACUUCUUGGAUGUUGCUCUUGUACAUUUGGGUUCAAUAUCCUUAUGUCAUCUUACUAUGGAAUGGGAAGCCAUUUCUUUGCCGGAUCUAAGGUGGCAGAGAGCCUUUUGAAGAAAGGUCACAAUGUUACAUUUCUCAUCAGUGAGGCUUUCUCACAUCGAGCGGAAGACCCAGCAUAUUCCAAUUUUUCAUUCCAGAUCUUCAAGCACUCGGUGCCCAAAGAAGAAAUCGUUGACGUAUUCAGCAAUCUCAUUGGCCAACAUGCAUUCGAAAGCUCACAGGUGCAGCUUAAGACUGGGCUUAAAAUAGUGGAGCAUAAUAUAAACGACUGUUUAUCUAUACUCAGAGACAAGGCCUUUAUGGGAAACAUAGAGGGGAUCGAUGGGAUAGUUGUGGAUACAGCGUGGAAUUGUGGAUAUUUCAUCAGAGAUUUCUUGGAAAUGAAGACAAACAAAAGUAGGAAAGUUCCACUUGUAGCUAUGACCCCGGCAGCCAAUCUGAUUGGUUCGAUAUUAGAGGAUAUAUCAUCGACAUUGAACCGCGCCUACCAGCCCGAGUUCGGUACUGGAUAUACCAAUAGAAUGACAUUUCUUCAGAGAACAAUGAAUGUGCUAGAGCAUUGGAAGUGGCGAUUCGUGUCUAAAACCGUAAGCAGCUGGUUCUGCGAGAUACAGAAAGAAACGGGUCAAAACUGCCACGAUUUCGAUGUGCUAGAAAUGUACGCAAAGGCCGAUAUCUUUUUGUUUAAUACCCACUUUGCUGUAGACUUCCCCCGCGCUCUCACACCAAACGUUGUACUAGUAGGUGGAUUAACCUGCCGACCAGCUUCCCCUCUCACCCAGGAGUUAGAAGACUUUGUUCAGAGUUCUGGAGAUCAUGGCGUUAUCAUCUUCACCCUCGGUACCUACUCGACGUCCAUCACGACGAUCAGACCCGAAUUAGUGACGAUGUUUGCCGAAGUUUUCCGAAGAUUGCCGCAGAAGGUCAUCUGGCAGCUCAAAGAACUGCCUGAAUGGGAGCUACCCUCUAACGUGAAGGCUAUGCCCUGGCUACCUCAAAACGAUCUUCUCGGUCAUCCCAAGACCCGAAUGUUGAUGUACCAAGGAGGUAAUAAUGGUUUCCAGGAGGCCAGCUAUCACGGUGUACCCAUCGUAGUCAUUCCUCUUCACAGCGACCAACCCGAUGUCGCAGCCAGGAUCGAGGUGAGAGGUAUGGGCAAGAGACUCGAUAAAAUGUCCCUGAGUGCUGAUGUCAUCUACGAAACCAUUGAAGAGGUCAUAGGCAAUCCAAGUUACACCAAGACAGCGAAAGAAGUGUCGGCCAUUUACCGCAACGAACCAAUGAGUGGACCUGAUAAGGCUGCUUUCUGGAUCGAACACGCUAUCAAGUUUGGUGGGGCUAACAUGCGACCACCUGUCAACGAACUCAAUUUCGUUCAAUAUAACCUUCUCGAUGUGUAUACAUUCCUCAUUGGAAUCGUUAUAGCGUUCGUAUUGGUAGUAUUAUACGUUUUCUGGUUUUGCCUUUCGAUAUGUAUUAAUUUGGUAAGACCUGGCAAAAGCACAAAAUCCAAAGCUGACUAAUUGUGUAUUCAUUACAGUUCAGAGUGCUGAUUGUGGAAAAUAACUAUACAUAUUUCAGGGGAAAAAACUGCUUCGAAUUUUUUUAUGAAAAAAAGAUUGUCUUGCGUUUAAAAAUGUCUUUGUCUUACAGGGAAAUUAUGUCUCACUGAUUUCAUGAUGCUAUUUGUUUUAACUGGCAUUAAAGCCCCACUGUCCUACUUGUAGCUACUUGCUCCCUCUUGCUCCCUCUAUAUAGAAAACUUCCCCAAUCGGUGCCUGUUGGUCCCUCAUC
Molecule: messenger RNA, 1954 nt
Organism: Strongylocentrotus purpuratus (purple sea urchin)
Lineage: Eukaryota; Metazoa; Echinodermata; Echinoidea; Camarodonta; Strongylocentrotidae
Product: UDP-glucuronosyltransferase 2B1
Exons: 4
Coding region: 58-1683 (541 amino acids)
Molecular function (GO): UDP-glycosyltransferase activity
Source: RefSeq, a predicted model, not a curated record